AUGAGUUCCCAGCAUUACCCGGACGGGAUUCCUCUGGAUGAGGAAAUGCAGGAGGGAGAGGCGGCAUAUCCAGAUAUCGAUGAAACUGUUCACUAUCCAUGGCAAAAUGAUCAAUCUUUUGACAUUGGGAACAUGCUUGCCUCGGUGAUUGAUCCACGUUUGUUUGCGGACCAGAUCCAACAAACUCAACCCCAAAGCAUCAAUCAAUAUCAAGAUCCUAACGAAGGUCAAGGCGAAGUGGAAGAAGAGCAAGAGGUUGAUGACCUCUACCCGGAUGAAUACGACAACCAGGGAUAUCCUCCAGUAUCGUAUCCUCCCGUGCCUGGCGAUGGUGACGCGUCGGACGAGGACUUUGCCUUAUCCGGAGACGAAAGCGAGAGUGAGUCUGAGGAAGACGAACCAGCGGAGGAUGAUGACGAUGAUCAUUCAGCCGCCAGCAGGCGCCGCCGUCGUGGAGGUGGACGCUUUUCUGGAAGAUAUGGCGCUCGCGGUGGAAAGGGUAUCAAAAGAGGACCCCGCAAACCGUUGGAGCCCAGUCUGGAAUUCAAACAUCUUCAUUCGGGGGCUACCUCUGCCUUCAUUGAUGGAGACUACGAACUGGCCAUUGAUCUUGUGAUGCAGGCGAUUCAGAUCAAUCCUGAGAUGUUUGCUGCCCAUUCUUUGCUCUCGGAAAUCUUCCUCGCACAAGGAGAAAAUGAUAAAGCCCUGGCAGCUCUUUUCAAUGGAGCUCAUACGAGGCCGAAAGAUCCCGGUGUCUGGGUCAAAGUUGCUCGACUCAUUUUGGAUCGCGCCGGAGAGAAUCGGCAGUCCGCAUUGCAUGAUGUUGCUUAUUGUUACAGCCGCAUCCUCGAGGUCAGCCCCGGCAACACCAACAUUCGGUUCCAGAGAGCAGCGAUCUAUCGUGAGCUAGGUCACAAUGGCCGAGCCGCAGCUGAGUAUGAAAGAUUACUCAAGGACUGCCCACACAGUGCCAGAGCACUGCGCCAUCUUGCAGAGACGUACAUUGAUCUCAAUGACGUACAAAAAGCAGCAGACUUUUAUGCGGACAGCAUUGGUCACUACUUAUCACUCGACCCUGAGGCCUCUGAUUUCACCUGGUCAGAUCUCAAUAUCUAUGUUGAGCUUUUUGGCUAUCUCAAUCAACCCGAAGAAGGACUCAUCUCUUUGAAAAUUCUUGCACGUUGGCUUCUAGGUCGCGGAGGAGACACUGUGUGGGACGGCAUCGACGAUGACGACAGAGAAUGGGAUGCUGAUGAUUCGCCUCGACGCAUCAAAACCGAUGGGUUUCUGCCCGGUCAGUGGCCUCGAGAAUCGUAUGGACUUGGUCUUCCGCUGGAGCUACGGAUAAAAAUGGGUGUUUUCCGUCUAAGGAUGGGCGACAAGCAUCACAGCGAGGCAUUGCAUCACUUUGAAUGGCUUAACCCAGAAGAUGAUUCCGAAGGUGCCCGUAUUUUCGACUAUGGUGAUCUUUUCAGGGAGGUGGCAGAUGCUCUAAAACAGGCCGGUGUCUUGGAGGAAGCACUCCGAUAUUAUACGCCCAUCCAGCAGACUGCUGAACAUGCUGAUAUCGGCUUUUUCAUGGCCAUGGCUGAUUGCUGCAUGCAGCUGGGCAAGGUGGAAGAUGCUGAAAGUUGUUAUCUACUCGUCGCUGAACACGAUUCUAGUCAUAUGGAGUCGCGAGUACUACUAGCGAAGCUAUAUGAGAGCCUCGGGAUGAGCGAACAGGCUAUGAAGUAUGUCGGCGAGGCAGUCCUGAUCGGGCGACAGGAAAAUCGCAGCCGGGGAAGAAGAAAGGACACCAGACUUGAACAACUUGCCAUCGAGUUCAAGAUGGCUGGUUCAGAACCCCUCCGGGCAAUUGCGCCCAAACCGACACAGACAGCUACACUUAUGAACGCAGCUCCUUCGGCCACUGGCAAAGGACGGGCGCAACCUGGCGAAGGGACUCGGACUGAUGAUAUUCAAUUCUUAUAUGCAAAGUUGUUAGAGUUGAAUCCCCAAGUCAAAGACGGUGUCCCUGUAGCCAUUGAAGAUUGGCUGGACAUUGCUGAUGCACUGCUGCGAGAUUUCAAAAACAAUCGGGCAUUCUACCCGAUGGAUCGAAGUAUUGCCUUUAGGGGGUAUUCGACUGGUGUAAAAUCCAAGAACCAGACCAAGAACGGCACAAUGAUGGAUGAAAUGCAGCGAAUGGCGGGUCGUCUUCAGGAAACCAUGGGAGAUGUCACGGAGGAGCCCUUGCAGGGUGCCAUUCCCACUGACUACCAUGGAAUACCAUUUGAUGAGUGGCUUGACAUUUUCCUGCAGUAUGCUCUGCUUGUAGCAGAACAAGGCGAGCCAGAAGAAGCAUAUGAGACCCUUGAUUCUGCGGCGAUUGCAAGCAUCUGGUUGCACUCGAAGCCCAAGUCGCGAUUGAUUCAUGUUUGCUGGUUCACAUGCGCUCUCCGCGCACGAGAUGAAGAGACACUGGCCAAUGAAGCCCGCUGGUUUAUCAAAGAAUACCAGUUUGUCACCGACACUUAUCGACUUUUCUCUAUGCUGGGUCAUCUAUGUGGUGACCCUCACCGAUCUCUUUUCCAUUCCUCUGGAAACAUGAAAUUCAUGCUUCGCCAAAUCAAGGCGAUAGACUUUACGAUGCCACAAGAUACCCCUCGACCCAUCCGGCACUCUAUCUGGAAAGAACGCGCCACUCUAUCCACACGGGACGAAGCCGGUGAGCCCAUCACCGCGAAAGAGUUGGACAUUGCUCUUCUUGUGCUCUAUGGCCACAUGCUGUACUCCGGAAACAGUUUCUAUCCCGCGCUGAACUAUUUCUUCCGAGCAUACGCCCUAGAUGACCAAAACCCGGCCGUUCUCCUCUCCAUCGCACUCUCAUACAUCCACCACUCUCUCAAACGACAAUCCGAGAAUCGUCACUACCUCAUCAUGCAAGGACUGUCCUUUAUGCAUGAAUACCGGCUGGUUCGGGAGAAGCCGGGAACUCUCCUAGCCGAAAAACAGGAGAUGGAAUUCAAUUUCGCCCGCGUCUACCACUCGCUUGGUCUGGCCCACCUUGCUAUCGAAGGGUACAACCGAGUGUUGAAAAUUGGCGAGCAGAUUCAGCAACAGGCUAAGAAAAAUUCACAUCAAGAACCAACAUCUACAACAGAUGGUGAUGUGAUUAUGGGCGAUGAUGGCCAACCCCAGCUCACUAGCCAAAAUUUUGUUGAGGAUUUCUCCCGCGAGGCCGCUUAUGCGCUACAAUGUAUUCACGUUCUCAGUGGCAAUACAAAGACGGCAAAGGCUGUUACAGAAAAGUGGCUUGUGAUCUGA
Molecule: messenger RNA, 3309 nt
Organism: Penicillium concentricum
Lineage: Eukaryota; Fungi; Ascomycota; Eurotiomycetes; Eurotiales; Aspergillaceae
Product: tetratricopeptide repeat protein
Exons: 5
Coding region: 1-3309 (1102 amino acids)
Biological process (GO): transcription by RNA polymerase III
Cellular component (GO): transcription factor TFIIIC complex
Molecular function (GO): protein binding
Source: RefSeq, a predicted model, not a curated record